AGGCUGUAUAUACUCUGCGUGUAUUUCCGGGUAGAAUCAGAGCAGGGCUUCCGCGAGCGGACUGUGCGGGAUGGAAACGCGGUGUUUAUGGCUUUUAUUGGUCUGUGUGCUGUCACUGAAUCAUGCCACAGCCGACAAUGGCAGCGUUAAAAAGAUGAAAAUGCAAUAUACAGGAAUGCCACUGCUAAAGUUUCAGAUUUGUGUGUCCUGAGGGUACAGGCGGGUGUUUGAAGAGUACACUCGGGUUCUCAGCCAGAGGUACCCAGACAUCCGCAUCGAGGGAGAAAACUUCCUGCCACAACCUGUAUACAGACACGUAGCUUCCUUCCUCUCUGUCUUCAAACUUGCAGUGAUUGGUUUAAUUGUCCUGGGCAAGGACCCUUUCACAUAUUUCAACAUGGAGACUCCAGGGAUCUGGCUUUGGGCACAAGAGAAUAAGAUAUAUGCCUGCAUGAUGGUGUUCUUCCUCAGCAACAUGAUAGAAAACCAGUGUACGUCCACUGGUGCCUUUGAAAUCACACUUAAUGAUGUGCCUGUAUGGUCAAAGCUGCAGUCGGGACACCUGCCCUCCAUGCAGCAGCUGGUGCAGAUUCUGGAGAAUGAGAUGAAGCUGAGUGCACACAUGGACUCUCUCCCACACAGACGGGCUUAGUAGAGAUGUAGGAACUAAACUGACUGGCUGUGGCUUGUGUGUGAUGCGAGGCCUUGGUGUGUGAGAGGGCAUUAAUGAAGGUUUGCACUGAAGGCGGUGUGUCUGCUGGUGCAGACUGGAUGUCCAGCCCUCUCUCACUGCUCCGUGGGUCUCUCUGUUCCCACAGCCCUACAGUCCUCGGCUAAGAAUUAUGGAGGAAAUGGAAAGUUUGACUGCAGAAUAUCUGCAAGUGAUCGACCAAUAAAAACACACGCUGUUAUUGGUGUUAAACAGUGUUUACCUGUUUUGGGGUGCGUGUAGUAGACUGCUGUAUUAUGAAUGAAAUCAGUUUUGUAGUAUGUGCAGAACUGCAGUUCUGUAUUUGAUUUCUCUCUCAUAUUGUCUUUACGUUUUCAUCUUUCUUCAUAUGAUUUUGUGCCAAUUUAUUAAUUCCACUGAUGUUUACGCUCAUUUUCAGUGUAUGUUUUAGCCAACGGUAUUCAUUAAGAAAUAUAAACCGAUAUGUAAUUGUAUCCAAUAACUAAAUAUGUACAUCUCAUCAAGGAUGUACUUUGAUACAUUUUGAUUUUUGAUCAUUUUAAAUAUUUGUUUAUACUCUGUUUUGAAUAAAUUCGGUCGAUGGAUGUCUAAACGAA
Molecule: messenger RNA, 1287 nt
Organism: Onychostoma macrolepis
Lineage: Eukaryota; Metazoa; Chordata; Actinopteri; Cypriniformes; Cyprinidae
Gene: selenot1b
Product: selenoprotein T, 1b
Exons: 6
Biological process (GO): cell redox homeostasis
Cellular component (GO): endoplasmic reticulum membrane
Molecular function (GO): thioredoxin-disulfide reductase (NADPH) activity
Source: RefSeq, a predicted model, not a curated record